Cuscuta campestris is the source of this 705-nucleotide messenger RNA. NCBI's taxonomy places the organism in Eukaryota, Viridiplantae, Streptophyta, Magnoliopsida, Solanales, Convolvulaceae. The record is from the annotation of a GenBank genome assembly.
GGCGGUUAUCUGAAGUUCGGGGGAAGUGCCGCAGCUCCGCCCGAGAAAAGUAUCCGUUUCAGGCCGUUGUCGACGGGAACGGAAAACCAUUUCUACCAAAUUCAAAUGCUAUCAAUCAGCGUGGGCGGGAAAAACCUCCCCAUCAACCCGGGGGUUUUCGAGAGAGCGGGAAUGAUCAUCGACUCCGGCACCGUCAUAACCCGUCUCCCGCCGGCAGCUUACGUGGCGCUCAAAUCCGCCUUCGUGAAGGAGAUGAAAUCUUACCGAAAUGUCCCAGGCGUCUCCGUACUGGACACCUGCUUCGACUUCAGCAACACAAGCGAGGGUAAGCUUAAGCUCCCGAGCAUAGGCUUUGGGUUCAGCGGGAACGUGAGUGUGGAUUUACCGGCCAGCGGGAUCUUGUACGUGGUCGAAAGCAACUUGUCAAAGGUGUGCCUGGCCUUCGCCGGUAACGAGGACCCCACCGAAAUGGGCGUUUUCGGAAACACGCAGCAGCAGACUGUUGAUGUGGUGUACGACGUCGAAGGCGGGAGGCUGGGCUUCAGUCCUGGUGGCUGUUCUUGAUCAUGAUGAUGAUGAUGAUGAUUGGUUCUAUAUAUAUGAUUCACUAUAUAUGAAUUGAUCAAAACAAGAGGAAGUUGUUGCAUGUUUUUUGUUGUUCUUUUUUAUUUUGGUGUGCUGUCCUAUUAAAAUAAAACAUGUUUU